GUCGGUGGCUGGGUGGCGUGAUCAGGCCACACCACCCGAGUCAUGUGUCAGUGUGUGAUUGGUCGGCCGAUAUGUAGUGAGGCGAUGUGUGUGCUGGAUCGGAGAGAGAGGGCAGUCUGGUUUUGGUCAGUGAUAGCGCAAUACACCUCCACAGCUCAGCCGGCUUGUGAACACUACAUGGCGCAGCCGACAUCUACGGACCUGCUGCAAGUAAGCUGAGGUGUCGCCACCGGUGCCUAUCCAGCUGGCCGGCGACGCAUGCCGUACAGCUUACGCUCCAAGUGCAAGAUGGACGGCUCUGACGACCAGGACAGCAGUUCGGCACCACCGUGGCUGGCUCAGCUCCAGCAGCAGCUACAACAGCAGCUUCAACAACAGCACGAACAACAUCAGCAAGACAUCGAGCUUCUCCGCAAGGAACUACAAGAACACCGUCUGACGGCAACAACGGCACCUGACAAGAAGCCAAUAGCUGCAGCGGCAGAUCCUGCGGCUCUCGCUGAACCGACAACGGACGGCGCUGUGGAAUCGGCGAAUCCUGUUACUUCACCACAGGCGGCUGGAGAGCUGGCAACGACACGACCGUCUACUGCAACCAGUGCUGUAGCAUCUCUAGCUCCUGCUUCAGCUUCUGCGCCGCUUCAUACAGACAGCGGGGCCAGGCGGCCACCGGUAUCUCCUCCAGUGAAGCUGUCGUCGUCUGCCACUCUCCGUGAGUUUCGCCUCUGGAGGUCAUCCUGGAAUGACUACUACCGCUUGGGGAGCAUCUUUACUCUUAGUCAAGAGGACCAGCUCGCCUACCUGCGAGCGUGCUUCACUGAAGACAUGCGCGCCGCCAGUCUGCACGCCGUCGGGAUCUGCCCGCACUCGGACAAUGUGAGCUCAUCGCUGGACAAGAUCGAGCAGUAUCUGCGGCUUCAGCACAACGUCGCCAUCGACCGGGUAAAGUUUGAAGAACGACACCAAGAAGAGGGAGAGUCAUUCGACUCGUUCCUGAUCGCGAUCAAGGAGCUGGCAGCCGACGCCGAGCUGUGCUCCUCCUGCAUGGACGACCGCAUCACAACGCGCAUCAUGUCCGGGAUACGCGACAAGGAUACACGUCGAAAGCUGCUGUCACUCCGGCCAUUCCCGUCGCUGCUGUGCGCAAUCGACAUCUGUCGAUCGGAGGAGGCCUCUCAAGCCAACAACCAGCUUCUGCAGGACAUCACUCAAGGCCAUCAGAGCGUCUUCCGGGUGUCAUCACGCCAGAAUCAGCGGAGCCCAUCACGAGAACGACCAUGUGAGGGCUGCGGCGGCACUGGCCAUCCCAGGAGGUCAUGUCCUGCUGCAAAUCUCACCUGCUACUCCUGCGGCACCAAGGGCCAUCUGGCGGCGGUAUGCCGCAAACGGCAGCAGGCUCACCAGCCACCAGAGGCACAGCGAUCUCGGAGCAGAAACCGGCACUCGAACCAAGUCUCCAUUCCACAAGUCGUGGUCGGCAGUCUGCACAAGAGUCAGCAGGCACCGAAGAUUGCUGUUCAGCUUCGGCGUGUUGACGGCACCCUCCUUGGUAAUGUCGAUGCCACGCCUGACUCAGGCGCAGAGAUCUCUGUGAUGAGUGCUGAGCUGGCGCGCCAGCUCGGUGUGCGGCAGGAAGAUCUGUCGCCACCGCCGAGUAUCCAGAUCUCCGCUGCCAAUCUGCAACCCAUGCGCUGCACUGGCACCUUCGAGGUCUUCAUCAGCCUUCAAGACAGACUGAUCCGAGACACUGUGUACGUCUUCACGGAAUCUCGCGGCAUGCUGUUGGCCUGGUACACCGCCAAGUCUCUGGCCAUCCUACCAGACCACUACCCCCAGCCUGGAAGUCAGCGACCUGCUAUUGGCAGCAUCGUCACGACCGAUUCAGAUGGAGAAGGGAGGACGUCGCCAACGGAUCCGAAGUCUGCUGUUCGGCAGCAUGGCAAGCUGCGACAACAGCUUGUCAAGGAAUACCGUGAUGUCUUCUUCACGGCGGACGGCAAGAACUCUCUCCAACCGAUGUCCGGUGAAUCAAUGGUCAUCCACGUCACUGAGGACGUCACGCCGUUUGCGGUCCGCACGGCUCGGCAGGUUCCCUUCGCCUGGAGGGACGAGGUCAAAACGCAGCUGGACCAGAUGGUUCUGCAAGGCAUCAUCGCACCACUCGGCGCAGAACCUACAGAUUGGUGUCAUCCUCUCGUGCUGGUUGCCAAGGACACUGGUGUACGCAUCUGCAUAGACCUCACCAAGCUGAACAAGUUUGUCAAGCGGCCACUGCAUCCCCUCAUCACGCCUCGUGAAGCCAUCUCACAGGUACCCACGGACGCGAGGUUCUUCUCAACACUGGACGCGAAGUCUGGAUACUGGCAGCUGCCUCUGCAUCCUGAGAGCCAACAUCUGACGACCUUCAUAACUCCCUGGGGCCGCUACAAGUUUCUCAGAGCUCCGAUGGGCCUGAUCUCGACUGGUGAUGAGUAUUGCCGACGGGGUGAUAUCGCUCUUCAGGGACUCGACAACUUCGUCAAAGUCGUCGACGACAUCCUGGUGUAUAGCAAAACCCUGGAAGAGCACGAGCGUCAUCUCCGAGCUCUUCUCGACCGCUGUCGGGAGAACAGCAUCACCCUCAAUGAGAAGAAGUUCUUCUGCGCCGUGGAAGAGGUGUCUUUCUGCGGCUUCACGCUGUCACGUGCUGGGAAGCAAGUCCAGCCAGGCAAGGUCUCUGCCAUCACCGAGUUCCCGCCGCCUACCAACAUCACGGAGCUGCGAUCCUUCAUGGGCCUCGUCCAGCAGCUCGGCGACUUCUCCAAAGAGAUCUCCUCGACAGCCGAGCCUCUGCGUGGUCUACUGAAGCCAAGCAACAGUUUCAUCUGGACUCCAGACCAUCAGGCUGCAUUCGACGCGAUGAAAGCGGCUCUGGCAGCGCCACCUGUGCUGGCGCACUUCGACCCAUCUCUGCCUACGAUGCUGCAGACAGAUGCAGCAAGACGGAAAGGUCUCGGAUACGCCCUGCUUCAGCGCCACGGUAACCACUGGCGUCUGGUGCAAUGCGGAUCUCGUUUCCUUUCGGACACGGAAACCCGAUACGCCAUGGUGGAGCUGGAGCUGCUGGCGAUCGUCUGGGCGCUGAAGAAGUGUCGCAUCUUCUUACGCGGCCUCCCACACUUCGAAGUCCUCGUGGAUCAUCGGCCACUCCUGCCGAUACUGAACGAUUUCACUCUCGACACCAUUGAGAACUCCCGCCUACAGAGACUGAAGGAGAAGACGUCGCUCUUCAACUUCACCGCCAAGUGGAUCCGUGGGAAGGAGCACGUCAUCCCAGACGCUCUCUCUCGUGCUCCUGUCGAUGAGCCCACCGCUGACGACGAUCAACUGGUCCAGGAGGUGGAAUGUCAUGUCCGCCGGGUGUCAGUCAGCACCAUUCAAGAGAUCACUGUUCUGCAAGGUGAAACUCACCUGCCUGACCCGCGUCUGGAGAAGCUCACUGAAGUCGCCGGUUCUGACAGCGAGUACCAACUCCUUCUGCGCGCUGUCAAGGAUGGCUUCCCUGUCUCCAAGGAGCAGCUUCCUCAGCCUCUCCGUCCUUUCUGGAGCGUCCGUCAUGAGUUAUCCACUCACAGUGGCCUUAUCCUCAAGGGAUGUCGCAUCGUCAUCCCUGCGGCUUCACGGAAGGCCACCCUGGAGGCUCUUCACGCUUCCCACCAAGGCGUCGAUAGAACCAAACGCAGAGCUCGUCAAACCGUUUGGUGGCCAGGCAUCAACAGCGACAUCACCAACACGGUUGGAGCGUGCGACGCCUGCCAGGAGCGCCGACCGAGUCUACCACCGGAACCGAUAGUGCUGGAACCACCACCAUCAAGAAUCUUCGAGGAUCUGUCGUCCGACAUCUUCACACUCUCUGGAAGAGACUUCCUGGUCUGUGUGGACAGACUCUCCAACUGGCCAGUGAUCUUCCAGUUCCCACGAGGAGACACAACCAGUCGGCAGGUCAUCCAAGCUCUGCGAGAGGUGUUCGUCACACUCGGCGUACCAGUACGGCUUCGCACAGACGGUGGCCCUCAAUUCAAGAGCAGGGAAAUCGCCGCCUUCCUCAAGCGGUGGGGCGUGGUCCACGUCUUCUCCACGCCAUACUACGCCCAGUCUAACGGGCAUGCUGAAGCUGCGGUGAAGACCAUCAAGCACCUCAUCGCCAAAACGACGACCAACGGCUCCGUCGACGAUGAGCGGCUGCAUCAGGGACUGUUGGAGCUGCGGAACACCCCUGGCGCCAGUGGCCGCUCUCCAGCACAGAUCGUCUUUGGCCAUCCAAUCCGCUCCUGGGUUCCAGCUCAUCGCAGUGCGUUCGCCCCGGAGUGGCAACUGCGCGCCGACGACUGUGAUGCCAGGGCUGCGCGGGAUCGUCUUCAACGCGAGCAGCACUACAACUCCUCGGCUCGCAGCCUUCUACCCCUCAAGAUCGGAGCCGACGUCCGACUUCAGGAUCCCAUCAGCAAGCGAUGGGAUAAAGUUGGUGUCAUCAUCGGCGUGGGCUACAAGCGAGACUACCACGUCAAGCUCCCCAGCGGAAGAGUACUAUGGAGGAACAGGCGUUUCCUCCGCUCUGCAGACAGGCCGUCUGCAACUGACAAGUCGUCAACCGAAUCUACGGACCCUGACCCAUCUGACGUUCCUGAACGUAGGGUCCGGUUCCAGCUGCCCCCUGCAAAGCUGAGGCGCAGCUCACGUCAACAACAUCGUCCGGACAGGCUCGGCUACAGCGACUAGAACUUCUUGCAAGAAGUUCUUCAGGGGGAGGGAGAUGUUCUGGUCUGGGCCUCGCCUGCCGGGCCGCCCCGUACCGGUUCGUACCGGCUCGAUGUGACCGGGUGCCGGGUCACUCCACCCUGG
Amphibalanus amphitrite is the source of this 4881-nucleotide messenger RNA. RefSeq lists its product as uncharacterized. The record is from RefSeq and is a predicted model, not a curated record. Lineage: Eukaryota; Metazoa; Arthropoda; Thecostraca; Balanomorpha; Balanidae. Bases 259 to 4758 code for a protein of 1499 amino acids. Gene Ontology annotation, molecular function: zinc ion binding; nucleic acid binding. Gene Ontology annotation, biological process: DNA integration. The transcript has a single exon.